AUGGCGGCUGGCGAUGAGGCUCCGGGCAGCCCGCUACCGAACAAGCGACCACCUCUCGCCCACCGACACUCCAGUACCUCGUCACACGUCUCGCACUCACCGGGCGACUCGACACAUAAGGUCAACCAUAAACCCGCACACCACAAGCCGCAGCGACAUGUCGUCAGCCAUCACAACCGCAUGGGCUCGCGCAACCCGAGCUUCCACCGCUCUCUGAGCAAGAUCAAGAUUCAACAACACGACCAGCGCCAACAAGACGACGACGAGCCUCCGACUCCGAGGACGAAACAACAGGCCUCGGUAGCCUCUCAAUCGACCUUUGUACCUCAGAGCCCGUCCCGUCCAAACAUGAAGCGCAACAACACGUCGAUCCACCUGCCGCGCACCCAUUCGCAUGCCGGCCUCAAGAAGAACCUCUCAAGUGGCCAAUUGUCUCGUCUAGGUGCUGGGAAGAGUAUCGCUCAUGGCCGCAAUACGAGCCAGCAUCAAAGACCCGACAUGCGACGUGCCAAUACACAACCCGUCAAGCGAUCAAAGAGUCCUGCGCCAAAGGUGUCCCAGGUACAAUUCGAUGUGGGCAACGAUGACGAUGACGACGACGGUGAAGAGAUGGAAGGUGUCGACGACCAAUGGACAGAAGAGAGUGCCUCGGCCUCUCCCAACACAACUCGCGACAACACACGUAACAACACGCGCCAGAACUCGGUCGUUCUUGACCCCCGCCAAAACCCCUACGCGAGACAGCUCGCGGAAGAGGAAGCCGCCAACGAGUCUUCAGGUAGUGACACUGUGGGCUCGCGUAGUCCGCCCAAGCCUGCAAAAGCCCCCGUCACCCUCUCCAUCCGCACAAAAGACUUUGCUGCUCCUCCACCAGCUCCUCUCUCCGCGCCACAAACACAACCACAACCGCAACAGCAACAGCAACAGCAACAGCCGCCAACAUCGUCAUACAAUGCUCAGGUAGCUCAACAGCACAUGCCAGAUCCUGAUGCUAUAGCACGGCGCCUGCUCGAGAGAAACUCUGCCUUGAACGCCGCGCCACCUAGGGUGUCCUCCAUCUCAGCAUUGGCCAAUGCAAGUCCCGGCGAUCCAAAGAGUCUAUCGACAUCGAACGCCGGACCCAACACACCACUCGUCUCGCGCUUCAUCUCCAACGAUGGCAUGAACAGUAAGGAUGGCACGCCAGCCGACCAGUCGGGCUAUUUGCAAGGUGCCAAAGGCCACUCUCGCACCGUCUCGCAAGUCCAGACCCGCAAAGAGCAAUCAGAUCUCUAUCGCAAUCAAUCUACUCCAAACUUCGCCUCGCAGAAACAGCCACCAACACCUACAGGCUCGGGUGCUGUCACCCCGGACCCGGCGCUGAACCAAAGCAGAACACAACAAAAACUAUGGCUACAGCGUGGUCUCUCCAAUAUCGAAGCCACUUCACAACCCCACCUACCCGGUCUGUUACCCACAGGCCGUGCGCAAGCCAUGCGCACCCCGCACGCCGGCAAGCAGUUUGAGUUUGUCGACAAGGAAUGGGCCGUCGUGCGUCGCUUUCAAAACCCUCUUGAUGCCGGUCUCGAACGAUUGCGAAAGAUGAAUGGCGGAUCUCUCCCUGGGCGACCGAUCAAGUCAAAAGCCGGUGCCGCUCAACAGCAUAGCAAUAAUGGCGGUGUGAAUGGACAUGCUAAACGACCAUCAACUUCUGCAUCUGUUGCUAGUAGAAAGAGCAAUGCCACUGUUGUAGCAGGCUCAGAACGACCCACUGCAGGCAGGAAGACUCGUGUGAGCUUUCACAUGGGCGAGGCUGAUGGCGACAACGACGACGAUGAACAUGACGAUAACACAUCACGGUCAGACCGUGACACUCCUGCAGAUAUAGCACGCAGGUUAUGGGAUGCACCUAUUGGGAUACAAGUAGAGGGCUAG
Aureobasidium subglaciale EXF-2481 is the source of this 1914-nucleotide messenger RNA. RefSeq lists its product as uncharacterized. Gene Ontology annotation, biological process: TOR signaling. The coding region runs from base 1 to 1914 and encodes 637 amino acids. Lineage: Eukaryota; Fungi; Ascomycota; Dothideomycetes; Dothideales; Saccotheciaceae. The record is from RefSeq and is a predicted model, not a curated record. The transcript has a single exon. Gene Ontology annotation, cellular component: fungal-type vacuole membrane; TORC1 complex.